Molecule: messenger RNA, 5003 nt
Organism: Saprolegnia parasitica CBS 223.65
Lineage: Eukaryota; Oomycota; Saprolegniomycetes; Saprolegniales; Saprolegniaceae
Exons: 1
Coding region: 1-4902 (1633 amino acids)
Source: RefSeq, a predicted model, not a curated record
AUGGCCACGCCGCCGGCGUACCCCCGACGCCUCAUGUACCAAGACUUGACGUCGCUGCACUCGGCUGUCGUUGGGCUCCGGGCGCUUCACACGGCCCAUCUCACGAACAUGGUUUCGGCGUACUGUUGGGCGGACCUCGACCGGCGCUGGGCACUUAGCCACACGGCCGCUCGCCAGAUGCGCUGCGAAAACUCCUACGCCUCCAACGCUGCCGUCUACUUGGAAGCGAUUCUGCGCAACGUCGAUAUGGCGGCAUGGAACGACGUGGCACGAUUCCAGCGCUCGAUCGGCGACCCGAUCGCGGCGUCCUCGGCCGCCGGACGCGCCUGGGUCAAGUCACUCUACGACGUGCCAUGGCGCUCGAUCGAGGACGAAGUCGACGUGUGGCAACGGCAUGGCUGCUCGUCGUUCACGUUGCAGUGGGCCAAUCGACUGCAAAUCGGUCUCCACGACACAGUGCUCUUGCGCAGCGCGCUCGGGCUCGACCAGCCGCUCGUGCUGCACGCGCUACCGUCGACGGCGCUGGGCAUGGCGUGGGUCUCGUCGUACUUGUUCUCGUGCCUCGACAACGCCUUUCGCGCUGCCAAGAACCGUAGUUUGGUGCGCGACACGCCGACGUUUUUCGGCCACAACGAUCCGUCCUUGAUGGAAGCCUACAACGCCGGCACGCCGUUGUCGCCUCUUUUCCAGGUAGUCCACAACGCCAUUGGACCGCUGGGGGCCAUUGAUCUCUACUGGAUCCCUGUGCCACCGCCGUUGGUCGCGGCGAUCGAGCUCUUCCGGUCGCACGUACAGACGUCGCCCGUCCGGUCGUCGCUCACGCUGCAUCCGACACCACGACGCUGGACGUCUCCCGCGCUGCGCUUUCUGAGCGGCAACCCCAUGUGCAUUCAAGGCACGCCCGUGUCAUUUGUCAUCGAGUCGUUUGGAUUCGACGACGGCUGUGCCGGCGCAACACCGCUCACGGUUGCCGUCCACGGCAUGAGCGGUCUCUUUGGGCUCUGGCUGCUUCAGGGCGAAACGAAAACGGACGAGAUCUGCGCACUCGUUCACGCCGACACGGCGUGCAAGGCGUAUCUCGCAGCGCUACUGCCAGUGCUGCACUCGCUGCCGCCACCGCCGCCGCUGGCAGUGACGCUUUCAGCCGUCAACCUGACGCUGCUCCAGUUUAUAGACACGACACGUCUUAAUACGAACCGCGCGGAACUACAGCUGGAGACGCAGUCGCUGCUCGAGCCGACGUGGGCGUUCUUUGGGUGGACCAUGAUUUACGACUGGGUGCACCUUUCACGCGAAGCCGUCUCGUUCCAAGGCGACGUGAGCACGUUCAACGUCCUCUCGGCGGCGUAUGCCCCGGUCGACGUCCUUGAGACUGGAACGACGCCGCCGUCGUGGGUGCGCUUUAUUCGCAUCGCAAACGUCAUCUUUAGCCUCGGUCUCGUGCUCGUUGGUGGUGUGGCAAUGGCGUUUCUUGGCUGUCAGCCGCACGCUGCCCGGUGGCAUCUCUUCCCCCGCAUUGCAACCAGCGUCUGGUUCAACCGCGGCUUCUUGACUCUCCGGAGCCUCACGGCCAUUGUGUGCCUCUCGACGGCACCUAUCUUUCCAAUCGUCGAUGCAACGACCCAGACAACGCAACUCGUCUUUGAGCCCCGGACUCUCGCAACGUCCUGCGUCUUGGCCAUCGAGGCGACGUGGGUGCUCUACAGCGUACACGACGCCUUGCACCCUGUAUGCGGCCGCCACACCAACACACGCGCAGCGAUCAGCUGUGCCAUUGCGUUUCUAGCAGUCGCGUGCCUCGAUGUCGCGUCGCCCGUUCGAAUACGCGCGUCGCUGAACCGGGUGUGCUCGUCCGAAGACAUGGACACGAUGAUCUACUGCGUAAGCGGCGUCGUCACCAUCGGACACAUGUCGCGCUCCCUCGUACUCGGCCUAGCGUUGUUGCUCUCGGUGCUCGUCGCGCAUCUCGUGCCGCUGCCAACUCCGAUCACGCCGUGCCAUGCGCCCAGCUUGGCCCUCCCGUUGGCGCUCGUCUCCGACGUGCGAGGAAACAACGACCGCAACGUUGCGUCGCUGGACCGCGCAACGGCGGCGAUGUGCGGCAUCUUCCAGCUGCGCCACCACGCGAUCUUUGACUCCAAGCUUUGGCGAUCUAUCCCGUCGGCGAAGCUCAAUAGGCGCGUGUUGCUACCCGACUGCGGCAGCGCGCGUCUGCGAGGACCGUCGUUGACAUCGUCGUUGACAUCGUCGUUGACAUCGUCGUUGACACCGUCGUUGACACCGACGUCGACACGCCGUGAGCGCUGCGAGCAAGUGGGCAUCGCGCUCUGCGGCCUUGGCUUCUUGGUCACGUCGCUUUUCAGUAACGUGCUGUACGUCCAGAAAGCAUCCUCGUACUUGGCCAACGACUAUGGCUGGGCCGGCUUCAACACGACGGGCGCCCGCGUGUUUGUGGCCAACGUGGUCAACGAAGCGCUGCUCUCGAUGCGCGCGUGUCGCAGCUUUGCACUCGACUCACCCAGCAUCGGCACAAUCCAUCAGCGCUACAAUGGCUCGUCGACCGAGGUCACAUGGGCCGCGUCCAUGGCCCGACGCCAGCUCUACCAACGCGAAACGCCGCUGACCGAGAUCAUUUCGGGACUUCGCACCAUGAGUCCGUGCAAUUUGCCAUUUAUGUUUACACAGUACUGCUACCUCGACUUUCACCAGACGUGGGAGAUGGCGUCGACGACGAAGCGCCAAGCACGCUGCGUCCUGCAGCGUUCGAACGGCGCAGUCUUCCUCGAAAGCGCUUUGCGCAACAUCAACGACUGGGGCGUCUGGGAGCGCUGUUGGGGCGAGGCCUUUGAGAUUGGGAUUACGGCACCGCUCGCCACAACGUUGGACGGGCAAGCGUGGCUGCAGCGCGUGCGAUCGGCGCAUGCUGUAUCGCUCGACGACGAAGUCGCGUACUGGCAGCGCCAUGGAAUCGAGUCCUUUGUACUGCAGUGGCAAAACUUCAAGACCGUCGGCAUGGUCGAUGACAUGGUGGUGACGUCCGCGCUCGGGCUCUCGUCCUCUCUUCGGCUCAGUACCUCGCGCAGCAAGCUCCAUUGGCACAAGCAGACGUCCGUCAAGAUGUACUGGUCGUUUGCGAACGAUCUCUGGGCCAUCACCUCGAACGCCACGGCGGUUCAUGGUCGAACCUUGCUGCGGGCGAGCGCCGACUUUGCCUUUUCAAAUGUGACGAGCGAAUCGCUGUUGACAUCGAACGCGACGCUCCCGGCGCCGCUGACGCGAGGCCUGGCCAUGGUUCGAGACGCCAUCGGUCCCUUCAACGCCGUCGACAUGAUCUAUGUGCCAUGCCCCGCGUCAUUGCAGCGCGUGUACCGUGACGCGACGAUGUCCUUAGCGUCCGUGCUCCUGAUGAACGCAUCGGCCCAAGCGGCGUUUUUGCACUUGUCGACCGCCGAGUACACGUACAUGCUGCCAAUCCCAUCAAGCUCGCUCAACGCGACGUCGAGCAGCGUGGGCGGCAAUCUACUCUGUGGCGACGACGUGCCGGCGUACCCGCUCUCCUUGGGCUUUGCCUGUUUCUUUGGGCCGCACAACAUGUGCCAUGCGUAUUUCAGCGAGUACAUUUCGCUUGACAUGCGUCAUUUGCUCGUGGCGCUUCUGGCGACCGACGAUCCCACCUUGGACGGCAAUGCCAUCUGCGAAAACGACGCACUCGCCCAUCCGAAUUGCCUGGCCUUCUAUGCAUCUGCGUCAUCCUUUCUAUCGACGUUCGUGCCAUCCUUGAAUCCGUCCUCGGACGCCGCCUUGGACGAUGUUGCGGCGCUCGACCUCGAGCUCAUCCAAUUUGUCGUGGACGGGAAUCGAUCGGAAACGCCGCUGCAGCUGUACCGCCACCCGCUCGUCCUCCGAUCGGAUCGACCGUGGCGCUUCUAUACGUGGGUUUACCUCGUGCAGUGGGCCGCGGGUGCCCGCGACGUCGUCUCCUUCCAAGGCGACAACGGCCGAAUGACGACACUCUCGACGCGCUCCCAGCCUCUCACAAUGACACCCGACGUGAAUGAGAUCCCGAGAUCGAUCUCGCGCCUCUUCCUCCUCGCGGUGCAGUAUGUGACAAUGGCGCUCAUGGGCGUGGGGGGGCUGGCGGCUCUCGUGACGCUACGCCACCUCACGGCAACCAACGGCCUCAAUCUCAUGGAGCUCAACCGCGUCGUGGGCCACGUUUGGAUUGGACGCUCGUGGCUGCUCGCCCGCAGCAUCUCGGCGCAGUGGCUGCUGCACACGAGCACGCUCCGCCUCGCGCAAGUCGGCGUCGGCACGCGGUUUGAAUCGCCGCCGCUCGACUGGUUUACGACCAUGCUGGCCGGCGGCGAAAGCACAUGGUUUGUCUACAUCCUCAACGACCUCCUGAGCUGUGUGUCGCGCCAAUGGACGUUUCCGUAUGCGUUCAAGAGCGCGCUGGUCGCGUGGAGUGCCACGUCAUUGUGGGUGACCCUCGUGCCAGCCACGUACGCGGCGACGCUGGACCGGCGUUGCAAAUUUGUCGAGAUGGACCUCGCGUUGACGUGCGUGAGUGCGCACGUGCAGAUUGGUGACGGCACGCGCGUCGGCAUGGGAUUUGCUCUAAGCCUCGCCGCCGUGCUCGUCUGCCUUGGCAUUGAGCGCUACCGCCUCUGCGAUUUACGGCCGCUACGUCUGACGACGACGACGCUCCUUAAUGCAACAAGUUUGCACAUGCUAAUGACGACGCCCGACGGCCUGCUGGAUGCCGCGUCCGGUAUAUUGGCCGGUCUCUUGACCCUUCGUCUUGGCGACACGCUGCAUAUCUUUGACGUCAAGUGCUGGCGCCAUGUGGCGCUCUCGGUCGACAACCUGGCGCCGGGGUUGAUUCCGCUCCGUGACGUCUGAUCGUCACGUGUCGCGGUGACGUGGCAGUGACGCCCCUGCGUUGUUUUUACGUCGAUACCUGAACCCUCCCGCGCCGGCAGGACUGGUUAACACAUCCUACG